Molecule: messenger RNA, 1191 nt
Organism: Daucus carota subsp. sativus
Lineage: Eukaryota; Viridiplantae; Streptophyta; Magnoliopsida; Apiales; Apiaceae
Product: F-box/kelch-repeat protein At3g06240
Exons: 1
Coding region: 1-1191 (396 amino acids)
Molecular function (GO): protein binding
Source: RefSeq, a predicted model, not a curated record
AUGGAUGAAAGCAACAAGAGUAAGAGAGCAUCAAAACCCUGGGAAAUGGUUAUGAGUAAUUUCACUGAUGAUCUGUGGACUGAGAUUUUCCUCCGCUUUCCGUUGGAGUCGUUACUCCGAUUCAAAUCGGUGUCCAAAACAUGGUUGUCCAUUAUUUCCAGUCAUCGUUUCGCCUUAUCAUAUCUCGCAAUUGCUCCUAAAGAUGAUCAAAUCCUCAUCGUUCACCAUGAUUCACUCCAACCCGAAGAAGGGGAUGACGGCCAUUUCUCACUCUAUCACCUCGAUUCGAGUCGCAUUUUAGAGAAUUUGCAUUUUCCUUACUCGCAAGAUGAGUAUCCCUUUAAGCCAGCCUACUCUCAACUUAUUGGUUCAGAAUGUGGUAUUGUUUGUGUUUCGGUGUGGGUCUCCAAGUGGCGUGCUGCCAAAAAUGAUAAUGAUUUAUAUCUGUGGAAUCCUGCAACUAAGCAGUCCAAACUCAUUCCCCCGUAUACUCUACCCGAUGAUAAUCCGACUGAUGCUGCUUUAGGCUUUGGCUUUGAUCACAUUGAUUUGGAUUUUAAACUUGUUAGAUUUAUAUUCCGUACUCGUUCUGCUGAGGUUUAUUCUUCAAACAUAAAUAAUUGGCGUAAGAUUAAGCAAAAGCUAUCUGAUAUUUCUGGCUACAUUUCGUUUCAUACAUGCUUUCAUGGUUUUUUGUUUGCCCUUCAACACUAUUUUAGUACUGGUAGCAAAGGUAUGGUGGCUUUUGAUUUAAACAAGGAGGUGUUUAUUCGUGAUAUUAAUCUCCCUGUUGGCUCUUUUGACUAUGGUAGUAGUUCUAGUGAAAUUGCUCAAUACAAGGAUACUAUUGCCUUCAUUGUUUCUUAUAGUAUCGCGGACAGCGCGAAAAUUAACUUGUGGACAUUAGACAAUGAGGCAUGUCUUUCUGGCGGUGGAGUUGAGGCAUCAUGGACUAAAGUGCUCAGUCUUGAUGUAGGUGUGCCGUUUAACUUUGUUGAGGGCCUUUUUAACGAUACUCAAUUCUUACUAUAUGGUGUAAGUGGUGGUCGGUUAUUGUAUAACUCGAAUGACAAAUUAACCACAGAAGUCCCUGGUUAUCCUAACAUUGCACCUUGUGCAAUUUUUAAGUAUACGAAGAGCUUGUUUUCACUCACAGGAUUCAAACGAAUCAAGUGGGCUUCUCCAUCGUAG